This is a messenger RNA of Lingula anatina, 1470 nucleotides long. Its product is annotated as dihydrofolate reductase. Gene Ontology annotation, biological process: folic acid metabolic process; tetrahydrofolate biosynthetic process; dihydrofolate metabolic process. Gene Ontology annotation, molecular function: NADP binding; dihydrofolate reductase activity. Lineage: Eukaryota; Metazoa; Brachiopoda; Lingulata; Lingulida; Lingulidae. The record is from RefSeq and is a predicted model, not a curated record. Gene Ontology annotation, cellular component: mitochondrion.
CGUAAAUGAGGUCAUCUUCCUGACAUAACUUGGGUGUCAAUUUUACUCAUUAAUUCGUAUCUAGAUUGCCCUGCACGCAGAGUGAAGUAGCAAAGCAGCAGACAAUUAACUAAUAAAGGAACCAUUAUCUACAGAGUAAUGCAGGGUCGUCAUCACGUGGGUCACGGCAUACAGUGUGGCUACUCUGCCUCCACAUCAUCUCAUGGCAUAAUGGAGAGGAUGAAUAAUGUUCAGGUCUAUGAUCCGGCCAAGCUUCAGCCGCCCACAGGCAAAUUUAAUGCAAUCGUGGCGCUAUCAGACCGUGACGGCGGUAUAGGGAACAAGGGAACCUUGCCAUGGCCAAAACUAAGCAAAGACCUGGAGUACUACCAGACGCUCACGUCAUUUACCACAGACCCCAGCAAGAAGUGUGUAAACAUCCGUGGUCGGUUGACGUGGGAGGCCGGUACUGCAGCCGUCAAGUCACAUCCCAGGCGGCUCAAUGUGGUCAUCAGCUCAAAGAUGGCAAAAAGACCUGAACACGUCCAUCACAUUGCGAAAUCGUUUGAGGAGGCGUUGUCGUGGUCCCUGGCGGCAGAAGACGCAGAGAAUGUGUGGGUGCUGGGUGGCAGCAACGUCUACAAGACAGCAAUGUCCUCCCCCCUCUGUCAUCGAGUUUACGUUACCAGAGUAUUCGGAGAAUUUGAAAGUGACGUCUUUUUUCCCGAGAUUGAUCCCGAAAAGUUUCAGCACGUGAGGGACGAGGCGUUGGUGGACACCCCUUUCGAAGAAAACGGAACCAGAUAUCAAUUUGAGAUAUAUGAGAGAAAACCAGUUGUACAAUAAUUUGUUGAAAUAAGUCGUGCAGAAAUAAACAAGUGUUGAUAAAGACAUAUUAAACCCAUAUCGUGAGUGUUUACCGCGCACUUCCUUUUACAUUGAGUGUCAAAUUCAUUAUUAAGCUGCUUCUGCAGCCCUGGAUGGUGUAAGGAGAACGAGACGCUAACUGACCGGUCAGAUUUCAUUAGAACGAGAAAUGUGAUAUAAAAGGCGCAUUUCAUGACUUGUCUGUCAGCAGAAGAUCUGAGGUGGACGAGCAUUGUACAUCUACCACACACUGACGCUCAACAUAUCAUCAUCUCGGCUGUAACGUGUCAAGCAUUCCCAGUGUCUAUACGUAAGCCGUGGAUCGUUCUGUAUACAGUCUAAUUAAAGAUGCCGCGAGUGCUUUUGGUUUUGUUUGUGCUGGUGGAGGUUCUAGGUAGAUUUCAACUCGUCACCGGAUUGGAAGGAGGUAAUCUAUCAGUAAUUAGAAUGGUAAAGUUAGAACAGAAUUAUCAUUUUCUUACACUUUCCAAUUUGCCUGUACAUUUUUAUAGUCUGAAGACGUAUUCAUGAAUAAUAUAGCCUAAGAUAUUUUUAAGUAACGUCAAAGCCUUAUUAUGAGACGCUGGAUCGAUAAUUGUAUUAAAUAAAGAAACCUAGGUGAUA